Colletotrichum spaethianum is the source of this 2457-nucleotide messenger RNA. RefSeq lists its product as uncharacterized. The record is from RefSeq and is a predicted model, not a curated record. The transcript has 2 exons. Bases 1 to 2457 code for a protein of 818 amino acids. NCBI's taxonomy places the organism in Eukaryota, Fungi, Ascomycota, Sordariomycetes, Glomerellales, Glomerellaceae. Gene Ontology annotation, molecular function: protein binding.
AUGGUGGUGAAUGCGAACGUCUUGGUAUCGCCGUGGCGAUGCGAGGUUUCGUCCGUUGACGAACCCCGUCCUCACUCUGCUACAACAACAGCCCGCCAAUCGAUAAUAACGGACCCACGUUACUCGAAGGAAAUCUUCGAAACUUGCUCCCUCUCAGUCAAGUUCGGCAACUCCUAUCCCAACACGCUCGAGUCCGCGUUCGCAACUUCAAUGUCGAACAAGAAAUCCGGUGUCCAAGAGAAUACUUCCCCUGACUCUCUGAUUGGCGAGAAGAGUCGCAGAGGUCGUCUCUCUGCCCUAUUUGGUCGUGAACCAGAGGCGUCUGACGAUACUGUUCAGGACUCGACUGCCGCAAAGGAGGUAGAGUCAAUCAAAGACGGCUUGGAUAAUCCAGUUGAGCAAGACUAUAAGCUUCAGCAGCCUGUUUUCACUCAAAAGAGCGACCACAACAACGAAAUGGCUCAAGAUUCGAAAUCUCCAAACGUCGCCGCUCACCACGCCUAUACUUCCGCUGCCAAUACGACUGCCGCCACCGACUUCGCUGAUAUCUCCCAGUCCAUAGCUACCGCCGAAGUGUCAGAGGAUGAAACGGCAGCGAGCCAGAAUUCCGACAAUCAUUCCGCUGUUGACGAUGUCAACCCGCAAACCACUUCAAAUCUCUUGACCCCGAGUCGGGCCAUGAAGCUGCCUAUUCGUCGUCACAAGAAAUCCUCGAGCUCCUUCAAGAUAGUUGAUAGAGAGACUGCAGAUGCCGUUCUUCUCCCGGCUUCGACUUACAGUCACUGGUCAAACAAAAACCACGACAGUAUCCACAGCAAGAAGCAUGCUGAUGCGAACGGCGGUACACAGACGGGUCAAUUUGAUCAGCAGUAUAAGGUCGAUCGUAAGAAUGACGAAGAGAUCCAACCCCCCCAGUCGACCUCUUACACUGCCAUCAGUUCCUCCGACAGUACUCACGUUAGAGCCUCUCACUACAGCAAGGUCACCGCCGAGGAUCCUCAUCUGCUGCCGUCGAUCUCGUACAGCGUUCCCGCAGCUUCACGAAACAAACCCAUUCUGGUUGAUGAAGGCCUUCUGUCUUCCACCUCUUAUAUUGAAUCUGACCCUACUCGGAGUAUCUCCCACGCUGAGGAGAUGCCUGUUGAAGGAAAUCGCCUCCUCUCUUCAACCUCCUACACUGACUUCGCUCCCUUGCAUGGCGUUCUCAAGGCUCCGAACUCCGAUAAGACUUUGGCUGACAAGAAGGUCCGCUUUGCUGUUGCUUCUUCUAGCAAGACCUUCAAGGAUGAAGACAACGAUAAAGACUCAGACGAUUCCGACAGUACCAUUAAGCUGGGCGUUGGUGGCACGAAGGCGGCUCUCGAGUCUAUUCUGUCUCCUGUCCUCUGGGACAAAGGAUCUGAGCCCAAGAUAUGGCUUAAGGAUGGCAAGCCUACGCUCUUCCAGCCCAAGAAAGAGCCUGACUACUACACCAACCCUCUCUGGUCUCGCCAAUAUCCCGAGAUCCUCUCCAACAAUCCGCCUGUUAGCCCCCAAACUUCAGAUUGCGCUAAGAGCACUACCUCCACGGACGGCAGUCGGCACUCCAAGACCCCUACCGCCAGUUCGGACACUAACUUCAACAUGGGUACCAACCUCCACAUGAACACCGGCUCCUACACGGAUAUGAGCUUCGACACCGGCACCCCGGCGCCCCAAACUGCGUUCACAAGAAUCUCUGGAGGCACAAACACGUUGCCAACCCCUACCAAUCAGACUUUCGUUGGCAGAGGCUUUCCAGAGCAAAGGAACACCCCGACUAGCUUUGCCCUGACUCCUCGCUAUAGAGCACAGGUUAAACUUGAAGUUGGCGGUCGUCGCUUCGUAUCCACGUUCGAGGUACUCGCGAAGAGCCCCUGGUUCAGACACCUCUUCUCUGUUGACUUCCGCAAUUGGUACCACGACGGCGUCUUUCACAUUGACAACGAUGGUGAUCUAUUCGCCCACGUCCUUCGAUACUUGCGAACCGAUCUUUACCCGCUCUUCUGGGACUCGAACAAUGGCUUUGACUACGCCAUGUACGCGAUGAUCCGGCAGCAGGCUCAUCACUACAUGCUCUACGACCUUGAGACUUGGAUUCUGGCUCAGAAGUUCCACGACGUGGUGGAGACCCAAGUAGUUCACCAGAAGGUGAUCGUCCCUCAUGAUCAGGCGUGGAAUCAUGAACACCGCCUGAUGGGAAAUCACUCUUACGUGAUCUCCGGCGUCGCCGACCACGUGAACCCCGAAACCAACCUCCAACGAAAUGCCCAGAAUGCUGCUGCAGGCUAUUGCCAGAGCGAUAACGGCGAGAACUCUGGAUCCAAGGGCAAGGCGAGGGACGUUGCCGCUCUGGAUUUGGAAAGCGGCGGUGCAGUUGCGCUGUUCAUCACCGAGAAGAUGGUCAAGGUUGACAUGGAUCAGCUUCGUCGUUUCUAG